UGUGUGAAGGUGAGGCGUGGGCCAGGUUCCCCGGAAGACUCAGCUCCAUUGCGCAGCGCUACGGCGACCUGCAACUCUGGAACUCGGCUGGAUGCUGAGAGUUGCAGGAGCAGCCGUUUCGGGUGGGCCCAGGCGAGGGGCAGACAGGAAUCGGCGUGGGUCCCGCGCUGGACUACAUUUCCCAGAGGGCCUGGUGGCCGUUCACUUUUCUCGCAGAAAUUCGAACGUUUCGUCACGCCUGGCGGGACCCUUAGAUCUUGGAGGUGGUAUAUUUUGGUCCGCGAGAGAAGCUGGCUCAGGUCUGCAAGAGCUUAGGUGAGUCACCCAGAAGAGGAGGAAAGAAUGCAUGAUGAACUUCUACAAACAGUAUCCAAGGGGUCAGUGAUGUUCAGGGAUGUGUCCAUAGACUUCUCUCAAGAGGAAUGGGAAUACCUGGACUCUGGUCAGAUGAAUUUAUACAAAGAAGUGAUGUUAGAGAAUUUCAGCAACCUGGUUUCAGUGGGACUUUCCAGUUCUAAGCCAGCUAUGAUCUCCUUAUUGGAACAAGGAAGAGAGCCCUGGCUGGUUGACAGAGAGUUGACUAGAGGCCUAUGUUCAGAUCUAGAAUCAAUGUGUGAGACCAAGAUAUUAUCUCUAAAGAAGAGAUAUUUCAGUCAAGUGAUACUUACCCAUGAAGACAUGACUCCUUUCAUUCAGCCCACAUUUCUUACUCCACCUCAAAAAACUAUGAGUGAAGAGAAACAAUGGGAAUGGAAGAUAUGUGGAAACACCUUUAAUCAGAACUCACAAUUUAUUCAACAUCAGAGAAUUCAUUCGGGUGAAAAACCCUAUGAAUAUAAGGAGUGUGGGAAGUCCUUUAGUUAUGGCUCACUUGUUACUCGACAUGAGAGGAUUCGCACUGGUAAAAAACCCUAUGAAUGUAAGGAAUGUGGCAAGGCUUUUAGUUGUAGUUCAUAUUUUUCUCAGCAUCAGAGGAUUCACAGUGGUGAGAAACCCUAUGAAUGUAAGGAAUGUGGAAAAGCUUUUAAUUAUUGCUCAAACCUUAAGGAUCAUCAGAGAAUUCACACUGGUGAGAAACCCUAUGAAUGUAAAGUAUGUGGAAAAGCCUUUACUAAAAGUUCACAACUUUUUCUACAUCUGAGAAUUCAUACUGGUGAGAAGCCUUAUGAAUGUAAAGAAUGUGGGAAAGCCUUUACUCAACACUCAAGGCUUAUUCAGCAUCGGAGAAUGCAUACUGGUGAGAAACCUUAUGAAUGUAAGCAGUGUGGGAAGGCCUUUAAUAGUGCCUCAACACUUACUAACCAUCACAGAAUUCAUGCUGGUAAGAAGCUCUAUGAAUGUGAAGAAUGUAGAAAGGCCUUUAUUCAGAGCUCAGAACUUAUUCAACAUCAGAGAAUCCAUACAGAUGAAAAACCAUAUGAAUGUAAUAAAUGUGGGAAGGCCUUUAAUAAAGGCUCAAACCUUACUAGACAUCAGAGAAUUCACACUGGUGAGAAACCCUAUGACUGUAAGGAAUGUGGAAAAGCUUUUGGUAGUCGCUCCGACCUCAUUCGCCAUGAAGGAAUUCAUACUGGUUGAAUGAUAGAAACUAAAGACCCUUUUGUUAACCUUUAUAAUAAGAUUUUUUAAAACAGGUAAUGAGAACAAGUUAGGGUACAGAUUAUCAAAGGUUCUCCUAUGUAUUAGUUUUUAAAGGAUACCAUAACAAAGUACCAAGUACCAAAAACUUGGUGGCUUAAAACAAGAGAAAUUUAUUCUCUUACAGCUUGGAGCCUGGGAAUCUAAAAUCAAGGGUGCUGACAGUUUUGGUUCCUUAUGAGGACUCUGAGUGAGGAUCUGUUCUAUGCCUUUCUCCUAACCUGUUAACAGCUGGCAGCCCUUGGCAUUCCUUGGCUUUUACAAAUACCUCAUUCUAAUGUCUGCUUCCAUUUGCACAUUGCAUUCUCCCCGUGUAUCUGUGUGUAUGUCUCUUAUUUGGACAUCAGUCAGAUUAGAUUGGGGUUACCUGGUGAACUCAACUUGAUUACAUCUGUCAAGACUGUAUUUCCAAGUAAGGUCAUAUAUACAGGUACCAGGGCUUAGGACUUCAGCUCCUUUUAGAUGACACAGUUCAACUCAUAAUAGCCUGUUAGCACUAUUUUGUCUAAUAUAUCUAUAAUUUCCUUUUAUAUAUAAGUUGUUAGUCAAAUAUAUAUAUUUUUUAAUUUUGUUUUGAGACAGAGUGUCAUUCUGUCCAGGCUGAAGGGCAGUUGCGCAGUCUCGGCUCACUACAACCUCCGGCUCCUGUCUGUCCUCCAAAGUAGCUGGGAUUACAGGCAUGCACCAUCAUGCCCAGUUAAUCAUUAUUAUUAUUAUUAUUAUUAUUAUUAUUGUAUUUUUAGUAGAGACAGGGUUUCACCAUGUUGCCCUGGCUGGUCUUGAACUCCUGACCUCAGUGAUCUGCCUGCCUCAGCCUCCCAAAGUGCUGGGAUUACAGGCAUGAGCCACUGUGAUGGCCAAAACAGACUUUAAACCAACACAAAUUAAAAAGGACAAAGAAGAUCAUUUAUAAUGAUAAAGGAUAAAUUCAACAAGAAGAUAAAAUAAUCCUAAAUGGGUAUAUAAAUUUUAUUGCAGUUAGAGCCCUGGGUUGAGGAAUGACCUGAGAGUACUGGAUAUUGCAGACGGAUGUCUUUAGGGCAAAGAUAUUAAGGAUAUUUGCCUUGAUGCUUUCACACUAUAUUGUGGUAGUAACACUGAACGUGUUGGGAGAUAGAACAAGAAACCUCUUUCUAGGAAUAUGCAUACUAAUAAAUGUUUUAUCAAACUUGUUCAAACAAGACAGGAGAACAAUUUUCAUUAUAAUUUCAUUUCCAUUUCUGUGUUAUAAUACAAACUGAUCAUUUGUUCAAAUGUUUAAAAGGCAUGUUCAUGCUACUAUAAAUGCUUGUUUCUCCACA
Cebus imitator (Panamanian white-faced capuchin) is the source of this 2939-nucleotide messenger RNA. It is a transcript of the gene ZNF829, whose product is annotated as zinc finger protein 829. Gene Ontology annotation, biological process: negative regulation of transcription by RNA polymerase II. The record is from RefSeq and is a predicted model, not a curated record. The transcript is spliced from 5 exons. Gene Ontology annotation, molecular function: DNA-binding transcription repressor activity, RNA polymerase II-specific. The coding region runs from base 343 to 1578 and encodes 411 amino acids. NCBI's taxonomy places the organism in Eukaryota, Metazoa, Chordata, Mammalia, Primates, Cebidae.